AUGCAGGCUCUGCUGUUGCUGCUCUUUCUCUUGCCUCCUGAAGCUAAAGCUGAGGAGAUUAUUGGGGGCACUGAGUGCAAGCCACACUCCCGCCCUUACAUGGCCCAUCUAAAAAUCAUCAACAACCGAGGCUUGCUCGACAGCUGUGGAGGGUUUCUCAUAAGUCAAGAUUUUGUGCUGACAGCUGCUCAUUGUCAAGGAAGACACAUCACUGUCACUCUUGGAGCUCAUGACAUGAAGCAGGAGGAAUCUACAUGGCAGCAUAUAGACGUUGCCGAACAGUUCAUCCACCCCUGUUACAACGCUCACACCCAGCUUAAUGACAUCAUGUUACUGAAGUUACAAAGGCAUGCCCAGCUGACCGAUGCUGUGGGAACAGUUCCCCUGCCUUCCUGGAGAACCUUUGUUCAAACUGGAAGAAUGUGCUGGACAGCUGGCUGGGGAAAAACAGGACCAACAGAGCCAAUGUCCAAUACCCUGAGGGAAGUGAAGCUGAGAGUCAUGGACAGCGAGGCCUGCCACUAUUUCUACUCUUACAGCCACAAACUUCAAAUGUGUGUGGGAAAUCCCAAGGCCAAAAGAUCCGCAUAUAAGGGAGAUUCUGGGGGCCCCCUCUUGUGUGCAGGGGUGGCCCAAGGGAUUGUGUCUUAUGCAACUAGAGAUGCGCAGCCACCUGUGGUCUUCACCCGACUCUCCUCAUAUGUGCCCUGGAUUCACAAACUACUGAAGGAUAACUAG
Molecule: messenger RNA, 738 nt
Organism: Ochotona curzoniae (black-lipped pika)
Lineage: Eukaryota; Metazoa; Chordata; Mammalia; Lagomorpha; Ochotonidae
Gene: CMA1
Product: chymase 1
Exons: 5
Coding region: 1-738 (245 amino acids)
Biological process (GO): proteolysis
Cellular component (GO): intracellular membrane-bounded organelle; cytoplasm
Molecular function (GO): serine-type endopeptidase activity
Source: RefSeq, a predicted model, not a curated record